ACGUGACUAAUCCCGCGGCUGUGAUUGGUUGUCAUAUAUGUGGGACAAAGGUUGUGGUGUUCAGUCUGAGUCUAGUUAUACGUGCAGUCGGUGCUAUCAAGACACAUAACAAUGCUGCUCAACAAGUUUCUCAAAGCCAGCGUGCGGUCGGGGAUCCGGCUGCAGAACUCCGCUGCUGCUGCCAGUGCUGCUGCAUCUAACAACACAUCCCUCGGCUUCUCAUUUGAGCUGUCUGAGCAACAGAAAGAGUUCCAACAGGUGGCGAGGAAGUUUGCUCGUGAAGAGAUCGUCCCUGCUGCAGCGGAGUAUGACAGGAGUGGUGAAUAUCCUGUGCCCAUCAUCAAGAAAGCAUGGGAACUCGGUUUAAUUAACGGCCACAUUCCACAGGAGUAUGGUGGAAUGGGCUUGACCAUCUUUGACAACUGCCUCAUCACAGAGGAGUUGGCUUAUGGCUGCACAGGCAUACAGACCGCUAUCGAAGCAAACUCUCUGGGACAAAUGCCUGUUAUUCUAGCCGGCAAUGAAGCGCAGAAGAGUAAAUACCUGGGUAGGAUGAUGGAGGAGCCUCUCAUGUGUGCGUACUGUGUGACGGAGCCCGGCGCCGGCUCUGAUGUGGCCAGCCUCAAGACCCGUGCUACGAAGGUGGGAGACGAGUACGUUGUUAACGGGCAGAAGAUGUGGAUCACCAAUGGCGGGAAAGCAAACUGGUACUUCCUCCUGGCCCGGUCUAACCCAGAUCCUAAAUGUCCUACCAGCAAGGCUUUCACUGGCUUCAUUGUGGAGGCUGACACUCCUGGAAUUAUAGUAGGACGGAAGGAGAUAAACAUGGGCCAGAGGUGCUCCGAUACCAGAGGCAUCACUUUUGAGGAUGUGAGGAUACCGAAGGAGAACGUCCUGAUCGGAGAGGGGUCCGGAUUCAAAAUUGCCAUGGGGGCCUUCGACAACACAAGGCCACCGGUGGCAGCAGGAGCCACAGGUCUGGCACAGAGGGCGCUUGAUGAAGCAACCAACUACGCAAUGGAGAGGAAGACCUUCGGAAAAGUUAUUGCUGAGCACCAGGCCGUGUCCUUCAUCCUGGCUGAGAUGGCCAUGAAGGUGGAGUUGGCCCGGAUGGCGUACCAGCGCUCGGCCUGGGAAGUGGACCAGGGCCGCAGGAACACGUACUACGCCUCCAUCGCCAAGGCAUUCGCCGGAGACAUCGCCAACCAGGUGGCCUCUGACGCCGUGCAGGUGUUCGGAGGAAACGGCUUCAACAGCGAAUACCCCGUGGAGAAGCUGAUGAGAGACGCCAAGAUCUACCAGAUCUACGAGGGCACAGCUCAAAUCCAGAGGAUGAUUAUUGCCCGAGAACUCCUGGGAAAAUACAAGAAGUGAACUCUUCACACCUAACGUCCCUUAUUCAGAUGUACUAAUGUUGUGUUCCUCGGAAUAGAUCUGCUUAUUUAUACUCACAAAAUGUUGUUUGCCUUAUCAGCACUUAAUCCGGGCCGAGCUUUGUUCACAUUGAUCCAGACUUUGCAUCAGCCGUCCACUUUUCUAAUCAGAAAACAUCAGAACCCUUCAACACCUGUACUAGUUUGUUUUUGAAAUGCAUAGAACUGUUGCCUUACUUUGAGACUGGAUGGGUUUGGGAUCACCACAUUCACGCAAUACAUCACACGACUGUCCUGUCAGGCUCCAAGCUCUGUAAAUAAUGUGAACCAGGAACAAAUACAACACGAACAGAUGAAGCAUAAUGAACUAUGACAAUGGUAGCCUUCUGAUCCUUCUUGGAAGAAGCCAAGAAUGUAAUGCUCAAAUGAUAAUGAAUAUUGUUUGAAAAUAAACAUCUAACGUUUCAGAAUGUA
Gymnodraco acuticeps is the source of this 1847-nucleotide messenger RNA. RefSeq names its product acyl-CoA dehydrogenase medium chain (gene acadm). The record is from RefSeq and is a predicted model, not a curated record. Gene Ontology annotation, biological process: fatty acid beta-oxidation; medium-chain fatty acid catabolic process. Gene Ontology annotation, molecular function: medium-chain fatty acyl-CoA dehydrogenase activity; flavin adenine dinucleotide binding. Bases 112 to 1374 code for a protein of 420 amino acids. NCBI's taxonomy places the organism in Eukaryota, Metazoa, Chordata, Actinopteri, Perciformes, Bathydraconidae. The transcript is spliced from 12 exons. Gene Ontology annotation, cellular component: mitochondrion.